Juglans microcarpa x Juglans regia is the source of this 630-nucleotide messenger RNA. Its product is annotated as germin-like protein 9-3. Gene Ontology annotation, cellular component: cell wall. The record is from RefSeq and is a predicted model, not a curated record. Gene Ontology annotation, molecular function: manganese ion binding. Bases 1 to 630 code for a protein of 209 amino acids. NCBI's taxonomy places the organism in Eukaryota, Viridiplantae, Streptophyta, Magnoliopsida, Fagales, Juglandaceae. The transcript has a single exon.
AUGGCCUCUAAAGUUUUCUCCCUCAAAUUCUUCUCACUAAUGAUUUCUUCAUUUGCCAUCAUCCAAGUGACAACAGCCGGAGAUCCAGAUAUCCUUUCUGACUUUUUAACCCACCCAAAUGUCACCAUAAUCGAUGGAAAUUUCUUCACAUUUACUGGCAUGCGUUCCCUUGUCGGGUCUGAUCCUCCCACAACCUUUAAGGCGUUGAAAGCAAGCAUGGCUGAAUUCCCAGCUCUCAAUGGGCAGAGUGUUUCCUUUGCUGUACUGGAAUAUGCAAAUGGAACCAUCAAUCCACCACACACUCAUCCUCGUUCCGCUGAGCUCCUUUUUCUAGUUGAGGGUACCCUUCAAGUAGGGUUUGUUGAUACAACCAACAAGCUCUUUACUCAGAAACUGCAAGAGGGUGAUUUGUUUGUGUUUCCCAAAGGACUUGUGCACUUUCAGUACAAUGCUGACCCACAAAGUUUUGCUAUAGCAGUUUCAGCUUUUGGGAGUGCAAAUCCUGGAACUGUUUCAAUUCCCAACACUUUGUUCACCACUGGCAUUGAUGAUACUGUGUUGGCCAAAUCCUUCAAGACCAAUGUUGCCACCAUUCAAGCUCUUAAGUUUGCUCUUGCUCCCAAGCCAUGA